Saccoglossus kowalevskii is the source of this 945-nucleotide messenger RNA. Its product is annotated as 2-methoxy-6-polyprenyl-1,4-benzoquinol methylase, mitochondrial-like. Gene Ontology annotation, molecular function: 2-methoxy-6-polyprenyl-1,4-benzoquinol methyltransferase activity. Gene Ontology annotation, biological process: ubiquinone biosynthetic process. NCBI's taxonomy places the organism in Eukaryota, Metazoa, Hemichordata, Enteropneusta, Harrimaniidae. The record is from RefSeq and is a predicted model, not a curated record.
AUGGCGGCUAGUUUGGCACGAGUGUUACGAAUUUCCACUCGAAGAAGUUGGAACUUACGUAGUUUACCGUCAUAUCGGAGCUAUACAAUUGCCGGUGAAGACCACGGAACUGAUGGGAAAACGUCUGAUUUUGGUUUCACAAAAGUUACGAAAGACAGUCACGGGGAACUUGUGUCUAUGGUUUUUAAAAAUGUGGCCAAUAGAUAUGAUUUAAUGAAUGAUGUAAUGAGUUUUGGAAUACACAGACUGUGGAAAGAUAGAUUUAUGGAAGUAUUGAAUCCAAUGCCUGGAACAAGAUUGUUAGAUGUGGCCGGUGGAACAGGUGAUAUUGCAUUUCGGUUUAUAGACUAUAUUAAAAGACAAGGAGGUUUAAUGGGACCUCUGCGAACCAAACUCCAUGAUGUGGAAACCAGUAGCUCAUCUGAAUCAUCAAGUUCAGAUUCAGAAUAUAAUAUUCAAGAAACAGAAAAAUUUUCUAAUGUCACUCUUGUCGAUAUUAAUGAGAAAAUGGUGAAAGUAGGAAAACGAAGAGCAAGAAAAGAGGGCUAUGACCAAGGUAUAUCAUUUAUUGUCGGUGAUGCUCAGGAUUUGCCAAUAGAAGAUGAAUCUGUUGAUGCUUAUACAAUAGUAUUUGGAAUUAGAAAUGUCACGGAUGUUCCCAAGGUAUGUCUUAUUGUAAAGGUUGUAAAGUUGUAUUUGGAGACAAUUCAUAGAGCCUUAUGGGGAUCUUUUUUGUAUGAUGCUUAUUCACUGCAAGUCAUUCCACCUUUGGGAGAGAUUUUUGCUGCCGAUUGGAAAUCAUACAAGUAUUUAGUAGAAAGUAUAAGAACAUUUUACAAUCAGGAGCAGUUCAGUACACUAAUGGAAGAAACUGGAUUUAGAAAAGUACAUCAUGAAGAUAUAAAUAUGGGUAUUGUGGCUAUAUAUUCUGGAUUCAAACUAUGA